GGUUAGCGCGGGCACUUACAAUAUGGCGGAAAAAAAAGUAAUGUUCCUUCGGUCGAAGAAAAGUGUAUGCUGAAAACAUCAGUUGUCUUCAGGCUUCUGUUAGAUGAAGUACAUCAUUACCAAACAAAUUGAUACGCAAGAAAUAAAGCAGUAAAGUGCAUGAUAUUUGAUUGCAGCAUUUAUUAUGGAACAUAUUGUUGAACGGCUGCGCUCGCUUGAUGAUUUGGAACUGAGAACAGAACUGUCUAAACAUGGUGAGAAAACGGGACCUAUUACACCCACUACUCGCCGAGUUAUAGAAAAACGACUCGCGAAAAGGAUAUUUGCUAUGGAGCAUCCGGGAUACGAUGUGGACGAGGACUGCGCAACAGCAAAACGGGAAUCGCCGACUAAUACGAGUGACAUAAAAUUGGAUGCUUUCGAGCUACAGUCCACUGAAUCUUGCCAAGGAGGGUCGCCGGGUGACCAGCGCCAGAUAUCUGCUGGAAAUCAAACGCAACCUGCGUGCUUUUACGUUGUAAGCAGUGUUCCGAGUAAUGAGAAGGAAACAGGUGAAGGUGUGAAAGAUCAGAUGUUCAAAGAGAAAACUGAAGCGUUAGCAUUUAUGAAAAAGAAUAUUGGGUCAAGGCUCAAUAUAUUCCACACUGAAUCAGCCGCAAUACAGUUUUGCUCCAGGACUUUACAAGAAGACUGGGAUUCCACAAAGUUCAAGUCAGAUGAGGUCAAAACGUCAAGCCAGACACUUGAUGUAGAGAAAAGUCUAUUCAAGGGCCCAAAAAUACAGGAGCUUGUGCAGUUCCGAAAACUUAUUGAGAAAGGAGACAUUGAAAACACCAGAGCAACUGUGUGGAGCAAUCCUCGAUAUCUGAUCAGUGGAGCAGAUACACCUGUCAUUCUCCAUGAGGGUAUGCGAUACAAUGCAUUACACAUAGCAGCAAAAGCUAACCAAGCAGAAGUGGCAAACAUUGUUCUGGAUACAAUUCAUAAUGAAGAGUUCACCAAACUGUUAUACAGCAAUUCGCAUGACACAGAUGAAUCCCGCCAGAGGCGCAUCUCUUUUCUUGUCGACUUGUACCUCAAUUCUCCUGACAAAGGUGCUGGAGAGUCACCUCUACAUAUUGCAUGCAAGAUGGGUCAUUCUGCAGUUGUUCGAGCACUAGUCAUGUACUCUGCUACAGAUUGUCAAAUGCUGAACAAGUUUGGUGAAAAACCAGGAGAUAUAAUAUGCAGUCGAAGCACUACAGCUGCUUCUUCAUUGGUGAAGGAAGAAAUCAGGGAACUGCUUCAAGGUCUCUGCCUUGUGCCGCUACUGAGGUCCCAAGACAAUGUUACAACCCCAGUUGUGGGUCAGCCCUGCUCACCCAAGGACAGAGUGCCUCUUGGUCUUCAUGCAUGUCACCCAAUCUCUACCGCACCCACUGCCACGGAACCUCAUCUGUCUGUAUAUGCUUAUGCUGGUCCCAUGUCUCCCUCAAAGGCUCAAGAUUUUCAUAAGCAUUGGACCAACUCUAGAUGCCUAAGGAGGUCGCUUUGUCAGGCUGAAAUCAGCGCACGAAGAACAGAUGCAGAAAAGGGUUACGAAAGAAUUGGCAGAAAACUGGCAAGAGACCUGCAGGUCCCAUGGACAGAAUACUGGCCAUUUCUGGGUAUUUUUGCUAACUUGUCAUCACAAGAUGGUCUUCAGAAGCUUGAGCUUUACCUUAAAAAGCGAAAAGCUUUUGCCAUGCUUUUAGCUGCCAUGUCAAAUGCUUAUAAUGCAGACAGUGAUUUUAAAGCAAGUGAAACAGACUCUAGCAAUGAUUCAUCAGAACAUUUUUAUAGCUGUGAUGAAGAAGUUGAAAAUGAAAAUGUCAAGCACAGCCUCCUUGAUCAGUCAAAAGAAACUUACACCAAGAGAUCCUGUGUCCAUCAGAAGCUAGCUCAGAAGGAGUUAGAAGAAGAUGUGUACUACGAAGUGUUUGAAGACAGUCUGGGGCCAAAUGAUUUUGUGGAUAAGAACCAGGGAAAUAAAUAUGGAUUUGGUCAGAGGCUGCAAAUAAAGAGGUCUUGUCAAUGGUCUGACAAUCAGAAAGAAAAUAAGAACAGUACAAACGAAAAAUGCAUGAGAAAUUCUCCUCAAGAGUUGGAGAGAUGUGUACAAAAUGGUUCACAAGCUUGGUUUUACAGAGAUGCCUUGAGUAGCACAGAUGAGGAACAAGUUCUUUCAGAGGCAUCACAAGCAUCUGAUGAAGGGUCUUCAGAAUCUAGUUGUCUUAGCUUGGUUGGAAAUGAAAAAAAGAGUAGCCAGGACGAUGAGAGCAAAAAAUCUAGUGGGGACAGAAUGUACACACUUGAAAGAGAAAGUAAUGGCCAUGUAGAUAAAUCAUUUAAUACCAAGAUGACAGAGCUGGCACAAGGGCUGGAAUUGAAACUUGUCUUUAGCCCAGAUGGAAAAACUGUGAAUCUGAACAGGGGCAUUCUGUCUGUUGAUGUUUGUGUUUGUCUGCCUCAGAAGGUUCUGAGCAAAGUGCACCAUGGAUCUUUCAAAGGAAAGGCCCCCCUAGAUAUUUUGAUCAAGUCAUCUCAAAAUGAAAAUGGCUUUUUGGCAGAUGUUGUCAUCUAUCCUGACCCACCAAGUCAAGAAGACAGUGAUGACAGCUUUGCUUAUAUGAACACAUCUAUAGAAGAUUUUCAGAUGACACUAGAAAACAUUUACUUGGAUGUGAAGGUGAUAGUUAAGAGUGCUGCUGCAUUUAAGUAUCUGUGUUACCUGACUUGUCCAACUUACAUAACUGUUGAGGUUUUAACUGAAGACGGUACUCGUGCAGGAGAACAUCCAUUGCAUACUACAGCACGAAUUGCCAGGAAAAAGAAAGAUAAAAGGUUUCAGAGAAAGGCCUGCUACAUUUACGGGUUUCAGCCUUCUAAGGCUGACUUGGAUGUGCUGAGAGCCAUUGACUGUAAGAUUGAUGAAAAGAGGUUUCCUAGUGUUCACCUGUGGUCACACAUGGUCACCUCCAGUCAGCAGACAGUAUCCCAGAGCUGGCCUAGUCCUGCCCAGCUGAAACACAAACAGCAUCUGUCACACUUGCAACAAAGCAAAGGACGCAGCCCUCUUCCUUUAAGCCCUCAGAUAGAGAGAGGGUUAAUUACAAGUACACCACUCUCAGCAAUUCGCAUUAACAGAGACCUGUCACCUGAACAGCUGGACAGAAAAUCUUUGUCAAGAAAUUUGUUUGCUGAACUGGCAACAUGAUUCUGCAUCUCCUCCUCACCACAUGAUACCUUGGCGGGUGCUUAAUUUUGAGCAACUAGUGAGUUACAUGUGCUUGAGCAGUUGUGCUUGUGCAGGGCUUUUUAUGAACAUGCAAGACUGCUGAAUUAUUUGCUUAAAUACUGUUAUAUGCAUGCCUUGAUGGAAUGACAUGGUGCCUUUAUCGACGACUGCUUUUGUGUUUUUAAAGUUUUAUUUCUCAAAAGAUAAAUGUUUCAUGCAUACACUGAGAUUCAGAAAUCAUGCACCAACAAUUCUGGCUGUGACUACAAUUGAUUGGUAUUAAAGAAUGCUGUGUUUUAGCAUUAAGUACAA
Pomacea canaliculata is the source of this 3568-nucleotide messenger RNA. RefSeq names its product ankyrin repeat and LEM domain-containing protein 2-like. Gene Ontology annotation, cellular component: endoplasmic reticulum. The coding region runs from base 185 to 3235 and encodes 1016 amino acids. The transcript has 11 exons. NCBI's taxonomy places the organism in Eukaryota, Metazoa, Mollusca, Gastropoda, Architaenioglossa, Ampullariidae. The record is from RefSeq and is a predicted model, not a curated record. Gene Ontology annotation, molecular function: protein phosphatase 2A binding. Gene Ontology annotation, biological process: negative regulation of phosphorylation.